AUGCCCCUCCCUCUGUUAGGCCCCUCGCGCCCUCUUCCUGGACCUCGCGCAGCCGCUCGCGCAGCCGCUUCCCGUCUUCCCCCUCCAUCAGGCUCUUCACUACUUGCGCCACCUCCCCCCUUCCCACGAUGCCGUCCUCUCCAGCGCGCGGCCGCAGCGCCACCUUCACAUCCUCCACCAGCAGGACGGCGUUCAUCUUCUGCUCGGCGUAGAGGGGCCACGCGAUCAUCGGCACGCCGUGGACGACGCUCUCCAGCGAUGAGUUCCAGCCGCAGUGCGUGAGGAACCCGCCCGUGGACUCGUGCCGGAGGAUCUUCACCUGCGGCGCCCACGACGACACCACCAGUCCCAACCUCUUGGUCCUCUCGACGAAACCCUCGGGCAAGAAGGCGAACGGGUCGUUCGAGCUGUGGACGCUGAAGAAGGCGGAGUCUGCCCUUUUCUCGCGGGGACUGCGCACAACCCAGAGGAACCGCUCCCCGCUCGCCUCCAGCCCCAGCGCCAGCUCCGUCAGCUGCUCCAGCGGCAGGGUCCCCCCGCUGCCGAAGGACACGAACAGCACCGAUCCGCGCGGCUGCUCGUCAAGCCACGCCACGCAGCCGGAUGAGUCUCUAUCCGAUUCCUCACCUCCGUUCCGCACGAUCGGGCCGACAGGGUAGAUCGUGGGAUUUCCGGGAUCCGCCGUGAGGGCCCUAAUGGCCCCUCCUUCCAGGCCCUCGAAGCUGUUGAGGAAUAUUCCGGCGGCCAGCCGAUACCGGCUGCUUUGCCUCAGGAGCCAGGUGUAG
Molecule: messenger RNA, 785 nt
Organism: Spirodela intermedia
Lineage: Eukaryota; Viridiplantae; Streptophyta; Magnoliopsida; Alismatales; Araceae
Source: the annotation of a GenBank genome assembly